Plasmodium relictum is the source of this 1608-nucleotide messenger RNA. It is a transcript of the gene PMV, whose product is annotated as plasmepsin V, putative. Bases 1 to 1608 code for a protein of 535 amino acids. Gene Ontology annotation, biological process: proteolysis. Gene Ontology annotation, molecular function: aspartic-type endopeptidase activity. The record is from RefSeq and is a predicted model, not a curated record. The transcript has a single exon. NCBI's taxonomy places the organism in Eukaryota, Apicomplexa, Aconoidasida, Haemosporida, Plasmodiidae.
AUGAAUCUACCUCUUUUAAAGAAUAAAUUACCCUUUUUUUUUUUCUUUCUUUUUAUCUCAUUUCUAAUAGAUUAUACAAUAAUAGAUAUAAUAAACAAAGAUGAUAAAUUUAAAAAAAAUGAAAAAAUAUAUAAGUAUAAAUUAUAUGGUGAUAUAGAUGAAUAUGCUUAUUAUUUUUUAGAUGUAGACAUAGGUAAACCUGAACAAAGGAUUUCUGUAAUAUUAGAUACGGGAUCAUCUUCAUUAAGCUUCCCAUGUUCAGGUUGUAAUGAAUGUGGUAUACAUAUGGAAAACCCGUAUAAUUUAAAUUAUUCUAAAACUUCUUCGAUUUUAUAUUGUGAUAAAACAGAGUGUCCAUUUAAUUUAAAAUGUAUAAAAGGAAAAUGUGAAUACCUUCAAUCUUAUUUUGAAGGAUCCCAAAUUUCAGGAUUUUAUUUUUCUGAUAAAGUCAGCUUAAAUACAAAUAAUAAUAAUAAAAUAUCUUUUACAAAAUUAAUGGGGUGCCAUAUGCAUGAAGAAAGUUUAUUUCUGAAUCAGCAGGCAACAGGAGUUUUAGGAUUUAGCUUAACUAAACCAAAUUACGUUCCUACAUUUAUUGAUUUAUUAUUCGAGAGUUCAUCAAAUUUAAACAAACAGUUUUCCAUAUGUAUAUCAGAAAAUGGUGGAGAACUAAUUAUAGGAGGAUAUGAAGAUGAUUAUAUCAUAAAAAAAAAAAAAGACAAUGGAAAAGAUAAAAAGGAAAAUCAAAUAAGAGGUACAUAUAAUGAAAAAUCAAGUGAUGAGAGGAAUGAAAAUGAAAGGAUAAAUGACAUAAUAUGGGCUAAUAUUACAAACAAAUAUUAUUACUAUGUAAAGGUAAAAGGAUUUCAGUUAUACGGUACUGAUUUUUUGGAUAGCAACGGAUUUGAUGUAUUGAUCGAUUCUGGUAGCACGUUUUCACAUAUACCUGAAAAUCUUUAUAAUAAAUUAAAUUUCUUUUUAGAUAUUUUAUGUAUACAUAAUAUGAAUAAUAUACUUGAUGUAAAUAAAAGGUUAAGAAUAACUAAUGACUCUUUUAUUAACCCUCUUCUUUUUUUUGAUGAUUUUAAUUCAUCAUUAAAAAAUAUAAUUGAAAAUCAAAAUAUAUGUGUCAAAAUAAUUGAUGAUGUUCAAUGCUGGAAGUAUAAAGAAUACCUACCAGAUAUUUAUAUAAUAUUGUCAGAUAAUUAUAAAAUCCAAUGGAAACCAGAAUCAUAUUUAUAUAAAAAAGAAUCAUUUUGGUGUAAAGGGAUAGAAAAACAAGUAAAUAAUAAAGCAAUAUUUGGUUUAACUUUUUUUAAAAACAAGCAAGUUAUUUUUGAUAUCGAGAAUCACAAAAUUGGUUUUGUUGAUUCUAACUGCCCAUCUAAUCCAAUUAAUACAAGACCAAAGACUUAUAAUGAAUAUAAUAAAAAAGAAAAUAUAUAUUUAAAAAUAUCUUUUUUUAAUUUAUAUAGUAUAUGUAUCCUAUUUGCAUCACUACUAAUUCUUUCUAUUAUACUUUAUCUCAAAAAAUUAUAUUAUGUACACUAUUUACCUUUACCAAGUGAAAAUGAAACAACAAUAGAAAUGAGAGAGAAAUUGAACUAA